Molecule: messenger RNA, 1823 nt
Organism: Pyrgilauda ruficollis (rufous-necked snowfinch)
Lineage: Eukaryota; Metazoa; Chordata; Aves; Passeriformes; Passeridae
Gene: ANKRD34B
Product: ankyrin repeat domain 34B
Exons: 1
Coding region: 128-1606 (492 amino acids)
Molecular function (GO): protein binding
Source: RefSeq, a predicted model, not a curated record
AGGAGCAAUUAGCACAGUCACACCCUCUGUUAUUUUUCCCCAUUUCCUUCUCUUUCUGCGGGGGACCCGUGUGUUUGGGGGGCAGCGCGGUGUGGCUGUGAGGCCAGGGCAGGUGCAGAGCAGGACGAUGGAGGCAGCGGACGUGCCGCCCGAGGGCUACUCGCUGAUCAAGGCCGUGUACCAGCGGCGGCUGCGGCUGACGCGCCUGCUGAUCGACGGCGGGGCCUACGUCAACGAGAGCAACAGCCGCGGCGAGACCCCGCUCAUGGUGGCCUGCAUGACCCCCCACGCCGACCUGCAGAGCGCCAGCAAGGCCAGGAUGGUCAAGUACCUGCUGGACAACAAGGCUGACCCCAACAUCCAGGACAAGUCGGGGAAGACGGCGCUGAUGCACGCCUGCCUGGAGAAGGCAGGCCCCGAGGUGGUGUCGCUGCUGCUGCUGAGCGGGGCUGACCCCAGCCUGCCCGACCACUCCAACUGCUCUGCGCUGGUCUACGCCAUCAACGCUGCCGACAGAGACACCCUGGAGCUGCUGCUGAAGGCCUGCAAGGCACGAGGGAAAGAGGUGAUCAUCAUCACCACAGACAAGUCAGCCUCAGGGAGGCAGAAAACAAAGCAGUACCUGAACGUGCCUCCUCCAGACCUCGAGGAGUGCACCUCCCCAGCUGACUGCACCUCCCCGUCAGAGAUAGAGCCGAACGAGGGUCCAGAAGACCCAUUCAGCUUUAAAGAGCUGUAUGGUGGGCAGCCGGGGGACAACUCCUCUGAAAGGGUGCCACUAAUGAGCAAAUCCAGCUCCACACCAGCACGGUUCAAGCUGACGCAGGUGCUGCAGUGUGAUCCAUGGCUAAAGUGCUGUCCAGCAGUGUUUCAGCAGAGGAAAAUUCCUUCUCCUCAAGAACUUCGGAGUAUCAGUCCCAUGGAAGAGCUCUCCUGUAAAGUCAGUGACCUUGACUUAUGCAAGAGUGUCAGUCACGAAAGCAGAGACAGGAAGGGCACUGCUCAGGUAGUGAGAACCUCUGACCAAACCAUGUCAAGGAAAGCACUACGCGAUGCAAUAAACUAUCAGACUCCUUUUGUUGAAGAGAAACAUAACCCCAGUGAGAUUCCCAUGGGCAUGGAUGCCAGUUUGGGACAGAUCAGCUUACUUUCAAACCUUGGCAGUAUUAUCAAGAAAGGAAGCGGAGAACCAAAUUACAACAUCUCCAGUUCUCAGUUAGCUAACACUCUAAUUCCUGCUGCUGAUACCAAAGGUAGUAAGUCACCAAAAGGAAAUAAAGAGAUUCUUCCUACGUACCAGACUUUGUUACCAAGUCCGAGAAGAGUUCUGGAGAUGUCUCCUCUUUCUCCAAGAGGCAGAAAUCAGGCUCCUCUAGAGGAAGAGAGCUCAGGAGCCCUAGUGCUGGAUCAGACGAGGCCAGGUUUUCUGCCUCCACUGAAUGUGAGCCCCCGCCCCCCAGUCCCAGAGCUCACUGUCAUAAACACAGUUUCUGGAAUGAUUUCUUAUGGACAAACUCACUUAGUGCCCCCAGGAUCUGCCUGCCCUAAGGGGACCAAAGAGACGAAUCUGCUGCGGCGGAGGCCGUAUGAGCAGAUCACAGUCUGAGCAGAUUCAGCAGUUACUGAAUCUUUACCAGGAGAGCAAAGGGGAUCUUUAUGAUAUGUAAAUAUUCACUGCAGUCCUUGACUGUAAUGGUAUGUAUCACAAAAUAGAGCAGGUCUGUGAUGUAAAGUAAUGUCUGCCUCAGGAUGAGUGCUACAGCUCAGAAACUAAAAGAAAAGACAUCGAAUGAGGCUGUCUUCUGCAGAAUAAGGAGUGUUUA